AUGGGUUGUACUCAAUCGACAGAAGAUGCAGCUGCCAAAGUUCGAAGCGCCGAGAUCGACGAGCAGCUCAAGAGGGAUCGUGCCAACCUCCGAAAUGAGAUUAAAAUGCUGUUGCUAGGUGCGGGUGAAUCGGGUAAAUCAACGGUCUUGAAGCAGAUGAGAUUGAUUUAUAACAAACCAUACGACGUAGAAGAGAGAGAUAGUUAUAGGGAGAUUGUUUAUUCCAAUACUGUUCAAUCGAUGAGAGUACUCCUUGAGGGAGUAGCAUUGAUGGAGAUUCCUGUCAACCCAUCCAACCAAUCUCGUUGGGAUGUGAUCAUGGCUGCUCCAGCGCAGAUUGAGGGGGAUAUCUUCCCUCCUAAAUUGGCUGAUGCGGUGGCGGGACUAUGGAGAGACCAAGGUGUUCAACAGGCUUUUGAAAGAAGGAAUGAAUUGCAAUUGAAUGAUUCUGCGCCUUACUACUUUGACGCUAUAUCGCGAAUCAGUCAACAGGAUUAUAUGCCCACGGACCAAGAUAUCCUACGAGCGAGAGUCAAGACAACGGGUAUCACUGAAACUCAUUUCAAGAUUGGUGAACUCACUUACAAACUGUUUGAUGUCGGUGGUCAACGGUCCGAAAGACGAAAAUGGCUGAACAUUUUCGAUUCAGUCACUGCUUUGGUAUUCUUGAUUGCUAUUUCAGAAUACGACCAGAAAUUAUACGAAGAUGAGACUGUGAAUCGUAUGCAAGAAGCUAUGACGUUGUUUGAAUCAGUUGCCAAUUCAAGAUGGUUCACCAAGACAUCCAUCAUAUUAUUCUUAAACAAAAUCGAUCUCUUCCGAGCCAAAUUGUCUGUAUCACCUUUACAAAAUACUUUCCCCGAAUAUCGAGGUGGAGCAAACUACGAUGCUGCCUGUGCUUUCCUGUUGGAGAAGUUUGUGGGGUUGAAUAAGAACCCUUCGAAAUCUAUUUAUGCGCACUAUACAGACGCAACCGAUACUAAAGCUUUAUCAUUCGUUAUCUCAGCUAUCAAUGAUGUGAUAAUUCAAGUCAAUCUACGAGAUUGUGGUUUAUUAUAG
This is a messenger RNA of Kwoniella botswanensis, 1059 nucleotides long. RefSeq lists its product as uncharacterized. Gene Ontology annotation, molecular function: G protein-coupled receptor binding; GTPase activity; G-protein beta/gamma-subunit complex binding. Lineage: Eukaryota; Fungi; Basidiomycota; Tremellomycetes; Tremellales; Cryptococcaceae. Gene Ontology annotation, biological process: G protein-coupled receptor signaling pathway. Gene Ontology annotation, cellular component: heterotrimeric G-protein complex. The record is from RefSeq and is a predicted model, not a curated record. The transcript is spliced from 10 exons. Bases 1 to 1059 code for a protein of 352 amino acids.